UCCGUGAGUAGGUUUUAAGUUAAAAACCUGUGUGACUGCGGCUGUUUAGCGCGUCAAAAGAAAAAGCCCUGAGGAUUCAAGACCCUAUCAGGCAAGAGAAUAAUUCGGGUGGGACGGUGGAAUCACAUUUUAGUGAGACUAAAAGUUAAAACUCCAUGGUAAAUUAGUAGGCCUCGAAAGUGUGCGAAAAAGACGUCUGUAAAUAAGCAAACAAAAGUGUGAAUGAUUGUGUGAGUGAACGGAGACAGGAAUACCAUUUGGUAUUUUUUUCUCAUACCAAAGCAGUGGGAAAGAAAGCAAUAAACCUUACAGGAAGCAAAGGCAAGAAUUCUCCACUCGCAAGAGUUGAAGUGAGAAUUACCUGGAAAGGUAUUUUAAUUAUUGCCCCACUGAUAACAUCCCAACGUUUAGAACACCCUAGGUGUUAACCCAGCGUUGGACCAAAAUACAUAAAAAACAGCUCCAGUAUGGGCAAGAGUCAAAGUAAGCCCAAAACUAGGGAGGAUUUACAGUGUAAAGAUUGGAAGUAUAUAGAAAAACAGGAUCCUGAUAAAAUAAAAUAUUUGGAUAAAUGGAUAAAAGAUUACGGGUUUAAUGGUAAACUAAACAUUAAAACAAUUAAUCUACUACAGGAAACAAUACAAAGAAACACUAACAAAGAUCCUAAAAAGAUGAAAAAGUCAGGUUAUGAGGAAACCAAAUAUUGGAUGAAAGUAGCUGAAAAACGUGAAGCUGGAGAAAGAGACAGAAAAAAGAGGGGAAAAAUAGGAGAAGUAGAUGAGACAGGGCCGGUAGGAAGAAGGGCAGAACAGAGAAAUGAGGAAGGUGCCUCAGUGGGACCUCCUCCUACAGCUCCACUAUACCCUGAUAUUCCCCAAGAGGACCCCCCUGAGUAUGAUACCACGCCUCCCAGUGCACUAGGAUCAACCCGAGGUACUGCAGGCCUCGGAUGGUCUAAGAAAUUGGGAGGACUUUUGUCCCCAACUAGUCCUCCAGCCGUUGACAUAAAAGUAGCAGAUGAGUAUCCUAUGAUACAAGUAGCAAAUCCAAACAUGGAUGAAGGCCAACCACCAACAAUCGUUGUUUAUAGAACUUGGAACAUGAAUGAUGUUAAAAAAGCCUUAGAGGGCAUAACUCCACACAAAGAAGAUGUCACCCAAUUUGUAAUUGACAUGGAAAAUGUGCGAAAAUCCUAUCAUCUAAAUGGACAAGAAGUCCAACAAAUCUGGAUGUGUGCUCUGGGACCAGAUUGGCAUAACGUUGGAGGAGAUUGGACUCCUCUGAACACAGCAGGUGACGGUCCUCUUCCAUGGGACAGCCAACAAAUGGCAGUAGGAGUAAACGGUCUGGCAACCAGAGCCACAGCCAGGUUUGGACAAAAAGCAAAUUACACUGAAAUAGGCAGAGCAAGACAAAAAGACGAUGAAACUUUUGAUGACUAUAGACACCGCAUGACUACAGUGUUUAAAAUCCAUUCGGGACUGACUGACGACAAUAAUGACCAAGGAGUUUACAGACAACAGUUGAAAAAUGCUUUACAUGCGGGCUCAAAAGACGCAAUCAGAAGCUGGGUGCAGAAGCACUACAUUGGACUGUCUACCAGUACCCUUGAUGAAUACAUUAAUCAUGCUUUGCACGCAGAAAAAGUUGCUAAAGAAAAAAAGAAAAAGACAGUAGGAACGUUUUUUGGUGAGGUAGAGACUGAGGAAGUGUUUUACCCUGACCAGAAUAGAGAGAGAGGAAGAAGCAAUAGAGGGCGUAGAUUUCAUAGAAAAGGACAGAGAGGAGGCAGAGGCAGAGGAGGUUUUGGACAGAGAAACAGACAGAGAGAAACAGGAUGUUGGAACUGUGGGAAAGAUGGACACUUCGCUGUAGAUUGUCCAGAGACUAAACAGAAAAGCUUAUGAGCUUCACACUGUGACAGUUAAUAGUUGAAUGUCUGGACGGUGUUAUUAUUGAAAGAAGUGUUUUUCUUUAGAAAGUAGCAUGUUGUGGAGGGUUCAAAGUGUUAAGAAUGAGAGAUUUAGGAUUAAGUUUUAAUGGGGGAACGUAUUCAUGAAAGUGAGGAAGAAAGCAUAUGGGAAGUUGACCAACGUCUGAGUGUUUAUGGUAAACUAGAGAUAUCCAAAGUAAUAUUCUGUAGCUCUGUAGUCGCCUCAAGAAAACUGUGAACAGGUGCAUACAUUGAAAAUACAGAAUGACUUAUUAUUCACCUGCAUAGGUCUGAAUGUGUUUUAAACUGAGAGUAUUGAUUCAUCUAGAUUUAAAUCUUUGAGUAACUGGUGGCUGUUGUUGUGGCCAGUUUUAAUGUUCCAUUAAUAAGUGAUACAGUGAAAAAUAUUAUAAAACAAAUAAUAUUGUGCAUUAAUGAAAAGUGACCAAAGAUAAGGUAUUAAAAGCAGAACAAUUACCCUCACACUGCUCUGCCCAAGCUGCAGAGAUAGUGGCUCUAACAGAGGCAUGUAAAUUAAUGAAGAAUAAAGACGCUACUAUCUAUACAGAUAGUCAAUAUGCAUUUGCUACAGUCCAUACUUUUGCACAGUAUUGGCAAAAUAGAGGAAUGAUCACAUCCACAGGGAAACCAGUAACACAUGCAAACCUCCUAUCUAACUUACUCAAGGCAGUAAAGUUACCUAAACACCUCGCAGUUUGUAAAUGUGCAGCUCAUACCUCAGGGACAGAUCAAGUAUCACUAGGGAAUGCAUUUGCAGACAAAACAGCCAAACAGGCAGCCGAAGGACAGAUAAAAGUGCUUAUGCUGACCUCGGACACUGAUAUGACUGAUACAACACUCCAAGACAUGCAACAAGCACCACAGAAAGAAAAGGAUUUGUGGGUAAAACACGGAGCACAACUACAAAAUGACAUCUAUGUAUGACCAGAGAAUAAACCAAUCCUUCCACACAACCUAUACAAAUGGUCUGCAAUAUUGAGCCAUGGUGUUACACAUGUCUCAACAGGAGGGGUGGUAUGGAUUUAACUCUUAUUCAAAAGAUUUUUGUAGAGCAUGCUUGACCUGUGCUAAGCACAAUCCUCAGGGAAACUUAAGACCUAGAAGAGGGCGUUUCCCUUCACCACAGUAUCCGUUUCAAGCAGUACAUAUGGAUUUUAUAGAGUUGAAUCAGAGUGAAGGAAAAAAGUAUUGUCUGGUCAUAAUAGAUGCCUUCUCUAAAUGGGUAGAGCUGUUUU
Molecule: messenger RNA, 3189 nt
Organism: Siniperca chuatsi (mandarin fish)
Lineage: Eukaryota; Metazoa; Chordata; Actinopteri; Centrarchiformes; Sinipercidae
Exons: 2
Coding region: 468-1907 (479 amino acids)
Molecular function (GO): nucleic acid binding; zinc ion binding
Source: RefSeq, a predicted model, not a curated record